Messenger RNA from Pyricularia pennisetigena, 495 nucleotides. RefSeq lists its product as uncharacterized. The transcript is spliced from 5 exons. The record is from RefSeq and is a predicted model, not a curated record. Gene Ontology annotation, molecular function: proton-transporting ATP synthase activity, rotational mechanism. Gene Ontology annotation, biological process: proton motive force-driven ATP synthesis. Bases 1 to 495 code for a protein of 164 amino acids. Lineage: Eukaryota; Fungi; Ascomycota; Sordariomycetes; Magnaporthales; Pyriculariaceae.
AUGAACUCCCUUCGCGUCGCCAGAACAGUCCUCAGGGCCCGUCCGGCCGCCAUCCGGGCCCCUCUGCAGAGGAGAGGGUACGCCGAGGCCGUUGCCGACAAGAUUAAGCUGAGCUUGUCGCUUCCUCACCAGUCUAUCUACAAAUCCCAGGAUGUUGUGCAGGUCAACAUCCCCGCCGAGUCGGGUGAGAUGGGUGUCCUCGCGAACCACGUUCCCUCAAUUGAGCAGCUGAAGCCUGGUCUGGUUGAGAUUGUUGAGGAGAGCGGCAGCAAGCAGUUCUUCCUUGCCGGAGGAUUCGCCGUCGUCCAGCCCAACUCCAGCAUGAGCAUCAACGCCACUGAGGGCUUCCCUCUUGAGGACUUCAGCGCCGAGGCCGUCAAGGCACAGAUCGCCGAGGCCACCAAGGUUGCGAACGGUAACGGAAGCGAGCAGGACAUUGCUGAGGCUAAGAUUGAGCUGGAGGUUCUGGAGAGUCUUCAGGCUGUGCUCAAAUAG